UGCACUCAUAGCUAUAUUUGCUAAACGCUGUUUAUAGAAAUAGAAGAAGAGAGAAGCUCUGAUGUUGUAGUUACAGUUCCCUCUGUGCCACAUAGUCACACAAAACACAGGCGCUUGGAGCUGUUUAUUCAGGGGCCUAUGGCCAUGGCUAAAGACCCAUUAUCGGAGGCGGGCUUUUAUUUUGAUGAACUCAACAAGCUCAGGGUGCUGGAGCCUGAGGUCAGCCAGAAAACCUCAGAGCUAAAAGAGGAGUGUAAAGACUUUGUGGAUAAAAUAAGUCAGUUCCAGAAGAUCGUGGGAGGCCUCAUCGAGCUGGUCGAUGAGCUAGCCAAAGAGGCCGAGACGGAAAAGAUGAAGGCUAUAGGAGCCAGAAACCUGCUGAAGUCUGUAGCAAAACAGAGGGAGGCUCAACAACAGCAGCUCCAGGCUCUCAUUUCAGAGAAAAAGAUGCAGCUUGAACGAUAUCGUAUCGAGUACGAAGCCUUGUCCAAGGUGGAGUCCGAGCAGAACGAGUUCAUCGACCAGUUUAUUCUGCAGAAGUAAAGACUCGGCUGACACAGCAGUAGAAGUGUUUCCACAGUGCCUCCUACUGGUUUUCUGGAUAACAACACCACAUCAGAAAACUGUACUGCUGCUCUUCUCUGUCCGCGUCUGCUUCACACCAUUCUUUUGAUCGUAUACAUGGCCUUGUUCACACCACGCGGUUUUCAUCCGACCACAUAAACUUGUAACUCAUUUGGAUUUUACAAUUAACGCCAGUUAGUUCAUUUCUUUAUAUUUGGCUACAUACUUUAUAAUCUGCACUUUGAAUUCUGCAGUUUAGCUUUUCUCUUUUGGUUGCAUUUCAUUUGAAUUCUUUAUGGAAUUCCAAAUGUGUUAAAGAGAGGGCGUUUUUAUACUUUAUAUGGCUUUAAGGAAGUCUUUUCGUAUCCCAGGAGUUGUUCCCCUUUUCUGUGUUUUAUUUUUUAUUUUCUUUCAGUAAAUUCACAUCCAAAAUCACUACGGUCUAAUCUCCACACUGACCCCUCUGAAAACUGUGUCAUGUGAACAUGGCUUUACUUAAAUAGAAGUAGUACUAGUAGUAGUAGUAGUAGUACUCCCUUACAUAGUGAGUAGGUUUGACAUUUGAUUUUUAUCGUCGUAAGCUUGAAUAUGUGUUUGCACCAAAUAUCUCAGACCAACAUUUAAUAUGGGGGCAUUUUAUAUAUAAAGUUAUAUUAUUUAUAAUAUUUAUACAGACAACCCUAGAAUAUUUAGUUUUAUUACUUUUUAUAUGAAUCUUGAUACUGCAUGUGCUUGUAUUUAUGUCCUGCUUUUUAAUAAGGAAAAAUUGAACAUGUUCAAUUUUUUUCAAAUUCUUCUGGUACAAUCCUAACCUCAACUACUCCAGCCUCCAGGUUUUACAACGCUCUUCUUUGUCAUUUCUGCUGUGUGAUGUUUUAUUAUUUCCCCAUCACACGGCGAAGGGUAAUACUUGAAUACAUUAAGUCGCACAAGAAAAUGUACAUGUUGUACUGCUUAUUUCAAAGUUAUGCAAUUAUAUUGUGGUUCAAUAAAAUAAUUGUGUAACGAU
Messenger RNA from Cynoglossus semilaevis (tongue sole), 1573 nucleotides. It is a transcript of the gene ift20, whose product is annotated as intraflagellar transport 20 homolog (Chlamydomonas). Gene Ontology annotation, cellular component: ciliary basal body; cytoplasm; intraciliary transport particle. Bases 139 to 543 code for a protein of 134 amino acids. The transcript has 5 exons. The record is from RefSeq and is a predicted model, not a curated record. Gene Ontology annotation, biological process: protein localization to cilium; cilium assembly. NCBI's taxonomy places the organism in Eukaryota, Metazoa, Chordata, Actinopteri, Pleuronectiformes, Cynoglossidae.